GAAUGCGGCUCUGGACGAGGCGCGCGCCGGCGCGGCGGAGGGCGGAAUCCCAAUAGGCGCCGCGCUCGCGGACGGCAACCAUCUGUGGCGACCGGUCGAAAUCGCAGACUGCAAGACUCGGUCUCCAUAAUGCAUGCCGAGAUAAAUUGUCUCUAUAAUGCGAGCCGCAAUGGCGUGCAGAGCUUCCGUGGAAUGACAAUGUACUCCACGCUCAUACCCUGCCAUAUGUGCGCGGGAGCGAUCGUGCAGUUCGGCAUAACGAGGGUUGUCGCCGGGGAGUCCAGUAAUUUUCGGGAAGCGAAUGGACUCGGGACAUUGACGCGGCACGGCGUCGAAGUCAUCGAUCUGGACAUGGAUGACGCCAAGCAAUUGCUGGGUCGAUUCAUCGAUGCGAAACCGGAGCAGUGGAACGAAGACAUUGGUAGGUAG
Geodia barretti is the source of this 429-nucleotide messenger RNA. NCBI's taxonomy places the organism in Eukaryota, Metazoa, Porifera, Demospongiae, Tetractinellida, Geodiidae. The record is from the annotation of a GenBank genome assembly.